Messenger RNA from Leptopilina boulardi, 10778 nucleotides. It is a transcript of the gene Eif4g, whose product is annotated as eukaryotic translation initiation factor 4 gamma 3-like. The coding region runs from base 537 to 6299 and encodes 1920 amino acids. Gene Ontology annotation, cellular component: eukaryotic translation initiation factor 4F complex. NCBI's taxonomy places the organism in Eukaryota, Metazoa, Arthropoda, Insecta, Hymenoptera, Figitidae. Gene Ontology annotation, molecular function: protein binding; translation initiation factor activity; mRNA binding. The record is from RefSeq and is a predicted model, not a curated record. The transcript is spliced from 33 exons.
CGAAUCCCACCGUCAUAAGGCGUGCUUCGGUUAAUUCAUUGACUGUGAAAAUUGUUGGUUUCUUUUUGAUUUGUGUAAAAAAAUAAAAACGUGUCAAAUAAUUUACGCCGCUAAUGACAAAUAAUUGUUUGGUUGAAUUUGCAGAUUUAGCGAGGCCGCGUCGUGCGAGCUAUUCGUGUUGAGUGAAGGCGUGAAACAAGAGGGAAACAGUGGACGGCGGUGAUUGUGCAAGAAAGAAACAGAAGAUACAAAAUUGAAAGGAAAGGUGGAAAUUGAAAAGAGAUAGAUAACCGCGCGCGUCUUCUUGCCGCCUUUCGAAAAAGUAAGUCUAUUUUUAAUUAUAAAAACGCCUCCCUCAUAUGUGUAAUUGAACAUUUCAAGUAAAUAAAAAAAAACUGUUAGUAUUUAAUUGAUUAAAUUAGUGACUGGAAGGUGUUGUAAAUGUAAGAGUUCCGUUUGAGAAUCCACGUCUCUAUGUGGACCUCGGUGAGUCCCGGAAGGCAAGUUAUCAGCUCGAAAGGAGGCGAACGCCUGCGAUGAGCAUGCCGGGAAAGGGCAAUAAACACCAUCAUAUGCCCCAUCAUCAUCAACAGCAACAUCAUCCCCAACAGCAACAACUACAUCAAGCAUCGCACGUCGUCAACGUGAACGUCAAUCAAACCGGCGUGACUCAUUCGCCGCAAUAUAAUACCGUAGUUGCUGCUAAUCAACGUUUUGUGCCGCAUGCUGGAUCGGAGUUUCAUGUUCCUGGACAGAGUUACGGUGCCCAGCCAGGUGGGCAGGUGGGUGGUGGCGGGGGAAACGUUGGUGUACCAGGAGGUAGAGGUCCUCCUCUAGGAGGUAUACAGUCUAUAGGACAAACGCAAACAGGAAUUCCACCAGGAGGUCCAGCUGGUGGACAACAACCACCUCCACAAGCACAAACACCAGGUGUACAGCCUCAACAACCUCAGGGUCCAACUCCCACAACAACACCCCCUGUACAUACACCUUCACCUCAAGAAAUGGGGAAACAGGGCCAUUUACAAACCGUUUUUGUUACUAAUCAACAGAGGCCAUCCUCACAAGCUUACUAUUCAGCGGGUCCGAGGCCUCAGCAACCAAGAGGGAUGAAUCACAGAGGUGGUCAGGGUGGCGGUAGCACCCAAGUGAUAAGCAUGGGUGGAGCCCCUAGUGCGGGUGCUCAACAAAUGCAAUAUUCACAUCAUAAUUUUCCAGGAAUGUUCGUCCAAAGUCAACUUUCUAAUCUUCAACAUCAACACCAACAACCUGUAAAUUAUCCAAUGUCCAUGCCGUUGCGUCCUCCUCAACCGCAUCACAAUCAAGGACAAAGUCCAUUUUAUCAGUACCCACAUCCCCCAACCGCAAUUAUUACACCAAGUCCAUUUUUUUAUUCACAGCAAUCAGGUAAUUUUGCCGUGUAUCCAGUGAAUCAUGCAUUCAUAAGGGCGGCUUCUGCAAAUGCUGUUAAUAGUAAUGCACAGCAUAUGCAAGGACAAUUGACAAAUGCUCAGGGAAGUACUGUUGUUCCUCAAGGUACCCUUCAGCAACCUGCACAACAACCUCAACCAAUGCCAACGAUGAUAUCCGUGGCACCCUCGGAAGUAUUCACGGGGCACAACGGAGGUGCAUCAGGUGCGUCUAGUAUCUCAAGUAGAAAGCAGAGAAGGGCGAAAGCCAUUGAAAUCAUACAUCCUGAUACUGGCAAAUCAAUCAGCGAAGAGAUUUACAAUAAUGAAUCCGAGAAAGGAGAUAUCGAUAAUCGAGAGGCUCCUCAAAUGCAAAAUUGCGACAAGGCUGUGAUAGCUGACUUUGCGGCAAUGGUCGCAAAAGCCGCGACCGAGUCAAGUUCCGAUUCACCGGUGGCAUCAAGCGCACCCGAAUCUCCCAGUUCCCAAAUUACAUCCCAAAGUUUAUCGAACCUCAAAGUUCAAACGAAUUCCACUACUAAUAGUCAAUCUAAUACCGGUCCUCCUACCCCAACACAACAAACAUUACCCGGCGCUUUAACGUCACACAGUCAAUCGUUAGGUACUUCUAGUAAUGCGGCUCAAUUAGAAUCGUGCCCGGUUAAAGUGGAUUCAAAGCCACUUCAGCCAUUAAUCAAAGAAUUUCAGCCACGAGGAAUUGAUACGAUGAAAAUUGUGACAACACCUGUCGCAGAACAAUUUCACGUUCAAACAAAUUCCUCGGCUACUGCUGUUUCUUCUUCUGUAACUACUGCUGCUGCUGUUGCUACUACUACCAUUACAAAUAAAGAUAAUAAUAAAAUUCCCACACAGCCUCCAGGUGUCAGUGUUGUGAACGUGCCUGCAAGUGAAGUUGAAUUGAAGAAUACAAAUUUACCUCAGGCAACUCCAAUUCCUUCAUCAACAUCGAGCUCAAAUAAUCCCGAUGUCCUUAUCCCGUCCACUACUGCCGUGGGUGCUAAUAAUAACAACCCAGUUCCAACAAAGGAUCCAUUCCCAAAUUUAGUCAACAAAAAUAAAUCAAGCUCAUCGCCGCCAUCACGUCGGAAAUAUCAAAAUCCAAAUAUUCCUCCAAAUGCCAUUACCAUACCUGAGAUGCCACCAUUGAUUAAGGAAUCAAAAGAACAAAGGGAGAGGAAGGCAAAUGAGAAAAAUGCCAAUUCAAGAGGUACAACACCAACGCCUGUUCACAAUCAACCUGAACAUUUUCAUCAAAAGACUAAUGGCGAAACUAGCGACAAAUCAGAAAUUGAAACACUGCCGAAAAAUGAAACGCAACAGAAGACUUUGGAUGGCAAAUCUGCGAUGCAGAAGCAGAAAAAUAAGAGUAAGCAGAAAAAUCGCGAAAUUAGCCGUAAAGGAGCGGAAAAGGAAAGUGGUUCGGAUAUGGAUGCCUUUAUGAAUUCGGUACCAUCCGGGAAAAUAGUGGAAAAUAAACAACAGACUGAUAUUAAGGAAGCAUUACCUCAGAGGGAUAGUAAUAAAGAACCAGUUAAAGAAAUAACGAAAGAUAUUAAAGAAAAAGAUAAUCAUGAAUCAAAGAAAGAAAAACAACAACAACAACAACAGGCUGUGCCACAAACUAAUGAAACGACUCCCAUGGAAAUUCCCAUGGAAAAUACAACGAGUGUAGAAAAAACAUCACCCGCUACUACAUUUAAUCACAAGGAUAUAAAACCAACGAUAGAAGAAAGCUCAAAAUCGCCGACAAUUGUUAGUAGUAGUAAUAUGUCGCCAAUUCCAAAUGAUGUUGUUGAUCAUUCUGUAACAAUUAAAACGGAAAUUGAUCUUAAAUUAAUUGUCGCCCAAAAGAAUGAGGAAAAUUCAAAGGUAUCGGCAUUACGUACCUCUAUUGAGGAAACUGUUACUGUAAUUGAAAAACAAGAUGAAAAUGCAGCGCCAAAUCAAAUUGAAACUAUUCCCAAAGGACCACAAUUAUUAAAAUAUACAUACCUUGUUGAUCAAUGGAGUCCUAUUAAUCAAAAGGGAAAAAAGACUUAUGGCAGGGAUUUUCUAAUGCAAUUGCAAGAGGAUCCACACAGUAAAAUAAAACCAAUAAAUCUUCCUGAUUUAGAUGUUGUUCUUAAGGAUGGUUCGAAAAUUCGACAACACAUCAGUCGAAAUCGUAGUCCUGAAAUGCGUUCAUUCAAAGAUCAUAAUAUGAGAGGACACGAUAAUUUACUUCCUGGAUUUGCUAAGAAUUCAAUGAACGCCAAAAUGGGAGGCUUGCCACCAGCGAAUAAAAAGAGCAAUCCUGGAAAACCAAGGCAACCAAAUAAACCAAAUAUGGUGAUGCCAAUUUCCCUCUCGUUACGAGAAGAAGUUAAAUUACGAGAGUCGGAAAAUGCUUGGAAACCGAUGAUGAGACUAAAGAAUCAAGAUGUUGAUGUUGAAGAAGCUAAGACCGAAGUUCUAUGUAAAAAAGUUCGUAGUGUGCUUAAUAAAUUAACACCACAAAAAUUCGACACUUUAGUUGGUCAAGUCAGAGCAUUAAAUAUUGACACUAAGGAAAGAAUGGAACGAGUCAUCAAUCUCGUCUUUGAAAAGGCAAUUGAUGAACCCAGUUUUUCCGUAGAAUACGCUCUUAUGUGUAAAGAACUUGCCAUGAUGCAAGUUUCUGGUACAGAUCAAUCUGACACAACAUCGGCAAACUUUAGGAAAUUAAUUGUUACACGUUGUCAAACGGAAUUCCAAAAGGAAUCAGAAAAUGGUGAAUUGAGAGAGACUAAAUCUAAGGAAAUUGAUGAAUGUGCAGAUCCUGACAAAAAGAAAGAAUUAAUAUCAUUCUAUGAGGAAGAGGAGAGGAGGAUACGAAUGAAGUCAGUUGGUAAUAUUAGAUUCAUUGGAGAACUUUUUAAACAAGGAAUGUUGACGAAAAAUAUUAUGCAUUUCUGUAUAAAUCAUUUAUUACAAUUCCGAGAUGAAGAAAAUCUAGAAUGUUUGUGUAAAUUAUUAACGACAAUAGGAAAAAAAUUGGAAUCUAAAGAUGAAUUGAAUGAACAUUUUAAGCAGAUGCAGAGCAUCGCAAAUGAUAAGGGAAGAAUAAAUUCUAGAGUUCGUUUUAUGCUCAAAGACGUAAUUGACUUGAGGGCGAAUAAAUGGGUGCCAAGGAGAGACGAUAGUAAUCCUAAGACUAUGGACCAAAUUCAAAGGGAGGCAGAAACAGAGCGAUUGGAUGCUCAACUUAACGUUCCUCUUAAUACACCACGAAAAGAUGAUCGAAACGUCGAUCGAAGGAGAAAUCGUGGUGGGGUAGGGUCUUCCGAAGAUGGUGGUUGGAGUCAGCCAGUUCGAACGUCGAGAAAUACAUACUCUUGUGAUAGUUCGAAACUUAAAACGAAACCUCCUUCAAUGGACGAUCUUCAAUUAGGAAAUAGAAGUGCUUAUACAAUGUGGAAUAAGAAUAUUCCUCCAGUAGGAUCCACAAAAAUGCAAAAUAAAUUCUCACCCUUAGAAAGUAUUUCAUCGUUUGAUCAAGAAAAACGUACUCCACUCCAACUUUCUGGAUCAAAAUCGAUGGGACCACGAGAAUGUGGAAGAACGGAUUACAAAUCUUCUUAUGAUGGUAGAAGUUCGCGAAAUGGUAGUAGCUACCCAUUAAGUAGUAGUGGUUCCUUGAGUAGAGAGGGAAUCUCCGCGCUUGAUAGUGGAAGAAGUCAAAGUAUUUCUAUGCCUCCUCAGAGCAAACCAGCUCCACAACCUACCUCUAUUAGUAAUAAACCCGAAAAGUCUGAAGAUGAACUCGUUAAAAUUGUCGAUUUAUUCGUGGAUGAAUAUAUUGCAGAGGGUAAUAAAGAUGAUAUUUCACAAGAAAUAAGAGAUCAUUUCCCAACAUCUCAAUUGCCAAUGGUGAUUCGUCAAAUGAUUAACGCAGUUCUUGAGAAAUCUGUCACUGCACGGGAAUCUAUAUCAAAGCUGUUGUCCUUCCUCAUCACCAAAAAAACCAUUACACUGAACGACGUUCAGAAAGGAUUGGCUGAAGUUCUUGAAUGCAUUGACGAUUUGAUAAUUGAUAUUCCAAAAAUUUGGUCUUACAUUGCCGAUAUUUUGGUACACCUUCUAAUUGACGAAACUCAUCCAUUUGCGGAAUUACCAAUUACCUUAGCUAAUUUGAGAAUUAAAGGACAAAGUGGAAAAUUUGUAGGCGAAUUAUUCUCAAAAGUGGCUACAAUUAGUGGACCAGAAAUGCUCGUUCAAAAAUGGCUUAUGAGUAAAUUGCAAUUUAGUGAUAUUAUUAAUGGAGAACGAGAAAAUAUUGAUGAAAUUAUCAAGAAUUAUAAAUUACAAGUACUCGUCGAAGAGAAAUCGUUGACAUUUACUCUUGAACAAAUUCAGGAUUAUCUUGUAAAAUUGAUGAAGACCAAUAGCAAUAGUACAUUUGAUGAUGUUGUUAAUUGGAUAAAGAAUAAUGUUCCAGACAGAGUUCUUGAGCCACAAUUUAUCCGAGUUCUCAUGACUGCCAUUUUGGAAGUAUCCACUGUUCGUAAUAAUCAAAGACACGACUUCAAGCCUGAAAUUUUCCAAGGCUUGCAAUUGCUGAUACAAAGGUUCGUCGAUGCGAAUGAAAAAUUAGAAUUGCAAUGUCUGUUCGCUGUUCAGUCAUUUGCAAAUAAAUUAGAAUUUCCGUCUGGACUGCUUUUAAACAUUUUUGAUAAAUUAUGUGAGGACAAUAUAAUUUCCUUUGAGUCUUUCAUCUCGUGGGAGACGAAUGACGAUGCGACUGAACGUGAGGGAAAGGCAGUAGCUUUAAAAGCACUUACGUCUUUUUUCACUUCGUUGAAGGAAGCCGAGGAAGUUUCUGAAGAAGAAACAUCAGCUCAAGUGCGUUAAUGUUUGUCAGUGUUUUAAAGAAAAAAAAAAAAGGAAAAUUAAGAAUUUUUGACCGUAUACCAACGCGACGUGAGUUUUUACUCUUUAUUCCUGAUUGCAUGAAACAUGUUUUCCAGGAAAGUGCGUUUUUUUCGCAAUUAAUAAGUGCUAAAAGACUUAUGAAUUUGUACCAAGACUCCAUAAAUUUAACUUUAAAACUCGAACUCUUAGAAAGUGGCCAAAAUUGCAGUUGUUUUUUUUUUUUGUUUUUUAAAUGGACACAUUUAUCUUACAAAGACAAUGGAAUAAGUGAUUGUGCCGAGAUGUGUAUUAUAGCCUAGGACAUAAAAAAAAAAAGCCGAAGACAAAGUCGAGGCAAAUCAACGGUUACACUGAAAUUCCGUAUUUGCGAUACGCUAUACAUAAAAUUGAAGAUAAAAAACAAAAUAUUAACUAUUAAUAAUGAAUACAGAAAUAACUGCAAGAUAAUUAUUAUAUAUAAUUGAUUUAAAAAAAAAGGUUUAAAGUUUAAAUAAAGAAAUGAGAAAAAAAAACAAACAAAAACUUUGAAAAAUGAUAUCGUGUUUUUAAAAAAAUAAAAAAAAAGUCACGGGAAAUGUUUUCGCGGCUUUUCUAAUCACGUUCUCUCUUGGACUCGCGUUUAUUACAAUCGUCAAAUAAAAAUUUAAUAAGCCGCGGAUACAUUUCAAUUUUUAAACGAUAUCGCACAUCGACAAAAAAGUACUUGCUAUAAACUUAGAUAAUCGGGAUAUAAAAUCGUGUAAGUACAUCUUAGUUAAGACGAAACGAAAAAUAACUAAAAAAAAAAAAUUUAAAAAAAAAAAAAAAAAAAAAAACAAAAAAAAAAAUUACACGGUCUUUACAAGCUGAUAAAAUGCUAUAUUGAUAACCAAGUCUGAGAACGAUGAUUCUUCCUAUUACUGUAAACGAAUAUAACAGAAUUAAUUACUUAUAAAUAUUGCGAAUAUGGUCUUAUAUAUAUAAAAAAAAAUAUUAUAUUGUAAUUCUAAGAUGAGCGAUCGUGAUUUUUUUUUUUGCGAAUAGACAGAUUUAAAAAAAAAAAAUGGUGAGAAUGACAAAACAUAAACAAUAUCGACCGCGUAAAUUUUAUUUCCAGUCGCGUCAAAAGGCUCUACUAUUUUUUAAAUGAAAAAAACAAAAACGAGUUAUUUAUAAUCAAUUAAAAAAAAAAAAAAAAAAUAGUUGCAUCGCGUGGAUAUUGAAUGUCUGCGUUAAAAUAAUCGUGAGCUUUUUUUUUUUUUUAAUUAAAAAUGAUAAUGAUGGUGACGAUGAUGAUGAUGAUGAUGAUGAUGAAAAAAGAUAUUUUUUUUCCUCUAAAAGUAAAGUCAAUUUUGAUUUUACUUUUAAUUUGGAUUAAUUAUCUUAACGAUAAUGAUGAUAUAAAAAAAACCGUGUUCACAUGUAAAUAAGCUGCAUCGCAGCAAAAAAAAAAAAAGAAAAAACUUUUCAAACUAAUAAAUAAGUGCUCAUCACUGCAGUGCCGUAUUCUGUAGAGAUUGUUAAAAUAAAUUAUUUCUAUUCUUCACAGUACCGUAAAAUUUCUUGUGUCAGGGGAGGGGGGGGGCGGAGUUGAAGAGGGAAGGGGGGAGAUAUGCGUGCAGAUAUUUAAAAAAAAAGUAAUAAAUAAAUAAAAAAAUAUAUAAUCCACAUAUAAUUCCCUAUAGAAAUCGGCAGCUUAUUUCCGUGUAAACUUGGACCGAAUAUGUACAAGUUGCGUGUAAAUGUAAAGAAUGAAUUUUUCCCCGAGUGUAUUUACAGAAAGAACAGAGUAUUUUUAAAAGAAAUUCCUUCAAGUUUUAGUUUGUUUUAAAAAAUCGUUAAAUUUUUACUAGUAAAUGAAUAUAUCUCCGAUAUUUUUAAUUAUUUUUUUUUUCUUAGAAAUUAUUAUUAUUAUUAUUAUUAUUAUUAUUGAAAAUUACAUAAUUAUUAAUUAUUAUUAUUAUUAAUUAUUAAUUAUUCUUAUUAUUAUUAAUAUUAUUAUUAUUAUUAUUAUUAUUACAAUUAUUAUUAUUAUUGCUGAUGCUGAGGAAUAAAUGUAUCUUAAAAAGAGCGGAUCUAGGAAAAAUUAUCUUAAAUGAUUUGUUUUUUUGAAUAUGUGCAUUCUAUAGAAUGUAAAAUUCGAUGAAACAAAUCUCUUAUUGAAGAAUGGUAGGCAAUUGAAAUUUAUAAUAAUUUAUAUGUGGGGAGAACAGUUUGUUGAUAAUUUGUGGAUAGGAUGAUAAAGAAAUAGUGAGUAAAGAAAAAAAGAAAAGAAGGAAAGGUUAUUGUUGUAAAUACUAAAUGGACAUUGUAAGUGAAAUAAUUAAAAAAAAAAAAAAAAGGGAAGGAAAAUAAUGAUGAAAAGAACCUGUUAAAACCUUGUGGUAAUAUUUUCACAAGGGGGAGAAUAUUAAAAAGAAAAAAGAAAAAAAAACACAAUUUUUUUUUUUUUUUUUUUUUUGCGAUACUGUUUAUCUCAUCGCUGCGAAUCGCUGUAUAUGUAUAUAUAUAUAUUUAUAUGUUUUUAUAUGAAUAUAUGAAUAUUUAUAAACAUAUAAUAUAUAAAUAAAUAUAUAUAUAUGUAUAUAUAUGUAUAUAAAUAAAUAUACAUGUAUAAAUAAACAAACAAUAAUGCUAAGAAUUCAGAGAAAAACAAACACAUACACACGCGUAAACAUUAUAUAUAUAAAUCAUAUCUAUAUAAAAAAAAAAAAAAAAUAAAAAAAAACGAACUCCAUUGACAGUCUUUUUUUAGAUUAUCCGAAAAUUUCCCAUCAUUUUUUCCUAUAUAAAAAAUUGUUUUUCAAAAAGAAAUUUUUUUUUUUGAUUAAAAGACAAUUUUUAAUUUGUAUACAUUAAUUUUUUUUAAGUUUUCAAUUUUUACAGGAAUUAUCAAAAAUUUGUUAUUGAGAAAUUACAGAUUUUUAGAAAUGAAAGGAAAAUUUUUGCAGAUUUUCACAAAAUUAGAAGAAAUUUUAUUCACCAAGGGAAAAUUGUUUUAUAAUAGCAGAGAAAAUAAUAAUUGUUUUGAGGAUCAUGGACCAAAUUUUUUACAAUAGGCCGAAAACCAAUACCGAAUUCAUAUCUGAAGAAAAUUUUUCAAUUGACGAUGGAAAUAAGAGGAAAAUAUUUCAAUAAGGAGGAAAGAAGUACUUUCAAAAUUAAUGUUUACUUUUUCGAAAAAAUAUUUAACUUUUUUUGAAGAAAAACCAGGAGAAUGUGAAUUUUAUUUUGAGGGUGGAAAAUUCAGGAUGUGUUUAUUGACAGUAGAGGACAAAAUAUUUAAUUUACUGGUACAAUCAACAAUGUGACGACUAUUUUGAAAAGCGACGAGUCCAAAUAUUUUAAAGCCUCGAGAGAAUCUUGCAAAAUAAAGGCAACCAAAAAAAGACAACUAAAUAAUUGGUGAUGUCAAUUUAGUUUUCCAUUACGAAAGGAAAUUCCCAUCAAGAGUUGGAAAAUAUUUGGAAAGAGAAAUUACAGCAAGAAAAAAUGGAACAAUAAUCUUUCCUUCGCAAAAGAGAGUGGAAAAUUCAGGAUGUGUUUAUUGACAGUAGAGGACAAAAUAUUUAAUUUACUGGUACAAUCAACAAUUUAACUACUGUUUUGAAAAUCGAGGAUUCUAAAAUUUUUAAAGAUUUGAUGUAAUCAAUCAAUUUAUCAACGAUUCCAUCAUUUUAUCCCGAAUAAUAAAUAUUACUUGUCCGAUUUUAUUUUUUGCCACGAGAGAAUCUUGCAAAGCAAGACAACAAAAAAAAAAACAAUUAAAUAAUGGGUGACAUCAAGUUUUCCAUUACGAAAGGAAAUUUUCACCGAGAGUUGGAAAAUAUUUGGAAAGAGACAUUGACAGCAAGCAAAAAUGGAAGAAGCCUUCUUUUCUUUGCAAAAGAGAGUGGAAAAUUCAGGAUGUGUUUAUUGACAUUAGAGGACAAAAUAUUUAAUUUACUGGUACAAUCAACAAUUUAACUACUGUUUUGAAAAUCAAGGAUUCCAAAAAUGUUAAAGAGGGUUAAAAAUUUACGAAAUGUUCCUUAAAAGAGCAAGAAGAUAUAUUUAUUCCACGCCUAUUCUUAUCUGAUAUUAAAUUGGCUUAUUUUUAUUCUUGCUCCCAAUUGGUGAAACUCAAUUGUUUUCGGAAUUAAUGCCAAAGAUUUAAUUUAAUAUCUACAGAUAUUCUUUGAAUGUUUCUAAAUUUUAUACACCUAGAGAAAAUUGAUUCAAGGCUUAUUGUUUUAUAAUGGCAGAGAAAAUAAUAAUUGUUUUGAGGAUCAUGGACCAAAUUUUUUACAAAAGGCCGAAAACCAAUACUGAAUUCAUAUCUGAAGAAAAUUUUUCAAUUGACGAUGGAAAAUGGAAAUAAGACAAAAAUAUUUCAAUAAGGAGAAAAGAGGAAUUUUCAAAAUUAAUGUUUACUUUUCGAAAGUAAUGUAAUUGUAAUUUUUAAUAUAAAAUAAACAAAACAAUCUUUUUUUACUUUUA